GCCCCGCCCCUGCCCCUUACUUCAGACCCUUGGCGUUGGGGCGAUCAGAACCACCAGCUGCCCCUCCGGGUCCAGCCGACACCUCGACACCUUGAAGCAAGAGCGACAUGGCAGCUCCAGCCGAGAACCUGUCCCUCGUGGUGCACGGACCUGGGAACAUUCGCUUGGAGAACUACCCAAUCCCUGAGCCAGGCCCAAAUGAGGUGCUGAUAAAGAUGCAUUCUGUGGGGAUCUGCGGCUCAGAUGUUCACUACUGGCAGCAUGGCCGAAUUGGAGACUUUGUUGUGAAAAAGCCAAUGGUGCUUGGGCAUGAAGCUGCAGGGACAGUCACAAAAGCAGGAGAGAUGGUGAAACAUCUGAAACCAGGUGACCGGGUUGCCAUUGAGCCUGGGGUUCCCCGAGAAAUAGAUGAAUUCUGCAAGACCGGCCGAUACAAUCUGACGCCAUCCAUCUUCUUCUGUGCCACACCCCCGGAUGACGGGAACCUCUGCCGAUUCUACAAGCACAACGCUGAUUUCUGCUACAAGCUUCCUGAUGGUGUCACCUUUGAAGAAGGGGCCCUGAUUGAGCCCCUCUCUGUGGGGAUCUAUGCCUGCCGGCGAGGUUCAGUUUCUCUGGGGAACAAGGUCCUUGUGUGUGGAGCUGGGCCAGUUGGGAUAGUCACUUUGCUUGUGGCCAAAGCAAUGGGAGCUGCUCAAGUGGUGGUGACUGAUCUGUCUUCCUCUCGAUUGACCAAAGCCAAGGAACUUGGAGCCGAUUUUACCAUCCAGAUCGCCAAAGAGACCCCUCAGGAAAUUGCCAAGAAAGUAGAAAGUCUGCUGGGGAGCAAGCCAGAGGUCACCAUUGAGUGCACGGGCGCAGAAUCCUCCGUCCAGACAGGCAUCUAUGCCACUCGCUCUGGGGGCACCUUGGUGAUUGUUGGAAUGGGCUCCGAGAUGACCAAUUUACCCCUAGUUCAUGCAGCCGUGCGGGAGGUGGAUAUCAAGGGCGUGUUUCGAUACUGCAACACGUGGCCGAUGGCAAUUUCCAUGCUCGCAUCGAAGACGUUGAAUGUGAAGCCUCUAGUCACCCAUAGGUUCCCUCUGGAGAAGGCUGUAGAAGCCUUUGAAACAUCCAAAAAGGGUUUGGGGCUGAAAGUUAUGAUCAAGUGUGACCCCAAUGACCAGAACCCCUAAGUGUCAAUUGGCCUCAGCUCACCCUUUUAGCAUCUAAGGGCUAGAUGGCUGGGAAGGGGAGCCCCAAUGCAGAACUUUCUUUUGAAUGAUAAAAAUAAUUAACUCAUAAUAAGAAGAGAGCCUUAGUGGAGGUGGUAUGCCUUAAAGACAGAAGUUGGGGACACCUUGGGGACCUUGUAGCCAGAAUGAGCUGCUAUACUGAGCAGAGUCUAGCACAAAGAACUGAGUCUGACGGACAGGUGCUGGAGCCUGCACCUUCUCCUAGUGCCUUCUUUGGGUGAUGAGACAAAGCAUGCC
Molecule: messenger RNA, 1472 nt
Organism: Acomys russatus (golden spiny mouse)
Lineage: Eukaryota; Metazoa; Chordata; Mammalia; Rodentia; Muridae
Gene: Sord
Product: sorbitol dehydrogenase
Exons: 9
Coding region: 108-1175 (355 amino acids)
Biological process (GO): D-sorbitol catabolic process
Molecular function (GO): zinc ion binding; L-iditol 2-dehydrogenase (NAD+) activity
Source: RefSeq, a predicted model, not a curated record